Messenger RNA from Wallemia mellicola CBS 633.66, 1070 nucleotides. Its product is annotated as FYVE-domain-containing protein. The annotation marks the transcript as partial. Lineage: Eukaryota; Fungi; Basidiomycota; Wallemiomycetes; Wallemiales; Wallemiaceae. Gene Ontology annotation, biological process: protein targeting to vacuole; protein transport to vacuole involved in ubiquitin-dependent protein catabolic process via the multivesicular body sorting pathway. Gene Ontology annotation, cellular component: ESCRT-0 complex. Gene Ontology annotation, molecular function: metal ion binding; phosphatidylinositol-3-phosphate binding; ubiquitin binding. The transcript has 4 exons. The record is from RefSeq and is a predicted model, not a curated record.
AAUCUCUCCAUCAAAUUCAGUCAAGGGUUUCGUCGUUGAUCACCAAGCUGUACAGCGUGUUGUCAACGAGAAGCGCUCACAAUCGCAACCUCCAGUGACAACUACUAGGUCUUCAAACCUAUCCCCUUUGGUUUCCCGCUCAAAUUCACCUCCUGCCUCACGUACCGCAGUUAAGAACAAGAAUGGCUUGAAACUAGACAGACUGCCACAGUAUGAAAUGUCGAAUAGUAAUCAGAGUACACCGAAUCUCAACAAUACAGACGAUGAGCCCUGGCUUUCCUUCAUUCCGUCCUCCACCAAACAGAGCAAGAAAGCCGCAUCAAAGUCUACACCUAUAGCAUCAACUUCUAGUUUAGAUUUGGCCGUCGAAUCUAAGCCUGAUUUACCUGCUUUAUUACCAAAAUCCCUAUGGAAGCCUGAUUCAGAUUCCGCCGAGUGCGACAUAGUAACUUGCUCAACUAGCUUUAACUUAUUAGAGCGUCGCCAUCAUUGUAGAAAGUGCGGCGGUGUCUUCUGUCAACCUCAUUCUUCACAUUCCGCAAGUUUGAAUGAUACUUCUAGAAAUGUCGUAGCACGCGUCUGUGACGAUUGCUAUCAAGAUUUGACGAGCUGGUCUGGUUAUGCAAAGAGUAUGUCAUCACAAUCAUUGGCUAUCAACGAGCAAACACAACCAAGAACGCCCCAAUUGUGUAUCAGUCCAACAUCGUCAUCAAGUAUAUCCUCACCUUCUUCCUCCCUUUCAAAACAACAGAACAUCAAUCAUCAAUACGUUAAAAUGAUGACACAACAACAACAAUCUAAUAGCUACUUUGUACCACCAAUUUCAACAAACCUCUACAAAUCUUCUACAAGCUUAAAUGAAAUUACUCCACCUGCAUCAAACCAACAACCAAAUUCUGGUCCACUUCAUUCUUACGUUUUGGCAUCAACCUCCGCUAGACAAGCAUUAGGUAAAUUACCAGCAUUUACACCACCAGUUACACCUUCACAUUCAACAUACACUUCAAGUUUGAAUAUACCAAUAAAUAAAUCAAGAAGGCAAGAGAAUGUCAUCAUUGAUGGUGAUAUUA